AUGUCCUACUACACCAGCAACACAAAGGCGCCCGUGGACAAGGGCCGGGGCGUGUGGUCUCGAAUGAAGGAUUUCGGCGGUGUCAAUAUGAGCAUGUCUGCUCUCUCGGUGUCGUCUUCCACUGAUCAGGACGGAGAGACUGAGACUUCGACCGUCGUUCACCAGUCGCUUGUCAAGUUCUACGCCACCAAGACGGGUUCUGUUCCUGAUUGGCUGGAGCCUCCCGGGUCGGAACAUACCGAUUUGUCGCAGUAUCAGAACCAGAAUCAAAACAACCCCUAUGGACAGAGUCAGCAACAGCAGCAAGGGCAAUACUCGAAACGGCCCUCUGUGUCUUCCACGCCUUCUUCUCUACAAGAUAUUUACGCUCGACGAGGCUCUUCGGCUGAGGUGAACCGCGCUCCUCAGCAACAGUCUCAGUACAACUAUCCUCAACAGCAGUACGGAGGUCAAACGGCUUAUGGAGCACAGACAGCGUACGGACGCCCGGCGCAGGGCAAUGGUGGAGGAGCAAACGGUAACCCAGGCAACGACAGAAUGAGGGAGAAGCUAAGACAGCUGGGAAGAAGCCAGAGCCAGACUCAGGGGGGCGUUAGUGGAGAGCCUGCGUGGAGACGGUAA
Messenger RNA from Yarrowia lipolytica CLIB122, 621 nucleotides. RefSeq lists its product as uncharacterized. NCBI's taxonomy places the organism in Eukaryota, Fungi, Ascomycota, Dipodascomycetes, Dipodascales. The record is from RefSeq and is a predicted model, not a curated record.